Molecule: messenger RNA, 2261 nt
Organism: Cajanus cajan (pigeon pea)
Lineage: Eukaryota; Viridiplantae; Streptophyta; Magnoliopsida; Fabales; Fabaceae
Product: wall-associated receptor kinase-like 1
Biological process (GO): cell surface receptor signaling pathway; protein phosphorylation
Cellular component (GO): plasma membrane
Molecular function (GO): ATP binding; protein serine/threonine kinase activity
Source: RefSeq, a predicted model, not a curated record
UGCAGUAGAAUUAGUCUACUUGAAAACCAUGAGUUCAACCAAACCCCUACGCUGAGUAUUCGGCACACCAAUAUGAAAGUUAAAACAUGUUAUCUCGUGUAAUAAGCAUCAAACAAUCCCUUAAACAUCGAACUAUUGAAGUGUAAAUCCUCUGUUGUCUUCUCUGAGACUUGUUCAUGGAGCUUCACAACCUCAAUAUUCUCAGCAUAAUAUUGCUCCUAUAUUUGUUCCCUCACCCACUCAAGUGCCAACAAGUAUACCUCAACGACACUGUCUAUGAAUGCUCUAUCAACCCUUCUGUACCAAAAGGAUAUCUUUGCAAUGGCCAUCAAAAGUCAUGCACUUCCUUCUUAAUUUUCAGGUCCAACUCUCCAUAUGACAACGCUGAGAGCAUUGCUUACCUUCUUGGCUCUGAAGCAUCUAAUAUAGCCUCAAUCAACAAUAUCUCAAGCAAUGAAAAGAUUGCUUCCAACAAGUCAAUCAUUGUUCCUGUCUUCUGUUCAUGUUCUGGAAACAUCUACCAGCAUAAAACACAUUACACAGUCAAAAAGAAUGACAUCUACUGGGCGUUGGUAAAAGAAACCUUCCAAGGCCUCACCACCUGCCAGGCAAUAAUGGGUCAGAAUUACUAUGCCCCUGUCAAGAUUGCAAUUGGUGCUGAUCUCACAGUUCCUAUAUUGUGUGCUUGUCCCACUGAAAAUCAGACAGCAAGAGGUUUCACCUCUUUGCUAGUUUACUUGGUGAACUCUGGUGACACCAUUAAGUCCAUAGGAGAGGCUUAUGGUGUGGAUGAACAAAGUAUACUAGAGGCCAAUGAGUUGUCAGCUCUACGAAGUAAAAACAGUAGCGUGGACCUCCUUGCCUUGACACCUAUUUUAGUUCCUCUAAUAGGGAAGAGCUGCAAAGAGAACCCAGAUAGAUUCUAUUGUAAAUGUUACCAAGAACCAGAUGGAAGCUCCCAGGGGAUCUUCUGUGAUGAAUCUGAUGGUCGGGAUUUCCCUGCAAAAGUGGUUGCUGCUUUAGGUGUUGGACUUGGUGUAUCCUUUCUGUGUUUGUUUCUUUUGGGGUACAAGUUAUAUCAAUGCAUACAGAAAAGGAGAGAAAGUAUCCGUAAGGAAAAGCUAUUCAGGCAAAAUGGUGGCUACUUGUUACAAGAGAAGCUCUCAUAUUAUGGAAACGGAGAAAUGGCAAAGCUUUUUACAGCUGAGGAGCUACGAAGAGCAACAGAUAACUACAACAGGAGCAGGUUUCUUGGUCAGGGAGGCUAUGGCAAGGUGUAUAAAGGAAUGUUACCUGAUGGAACCAUAGUUGCAGUUAAAAAGUCCAAAGAGAUUGAAAGGAACCAGAUAGAGACUUUUGUCAAUGAAGUGGUCAUUCUUUCUCAGAUCAACCAUAGGAACAUUGUCAAACUCUUUGGUUGUUGUCUUGAGACAGAAUCUCCCUUACUAGUCUAUGAAUUCAUUCCCUAUGGAACACUUUCUCAUCAUAUCCAUAGGAGAGACAAUGAACCAUCCCUUGCUUGGGAAAUUCGCCUUAGAAUUGCGUGUGAGGUUGCUGGCGCAGUAGCAUAUAUGCAUUUUUCAGCCUCUAUUCCCAUUUUCCAUAGAGACAUCAAACCCACCAACAUACUUUUAGACAGUAACUACAGUGCCAAAGUGUCUGAUUUUGGAACAUCAAGAUCAGUGCCAGUAGAUAAGACUCACUUGACCACAGCUGUUGGAGGAACUUUUGGGUACAUAGACCCUGAAUAUUUUCAGUCUAGUCAAUUUUCAGAUAAAAGUGAUGUGUAUAGUUUUGGGGUUGUGCUUGUGGAGCUCAUAACUGGGAGAAAGCCUGUUUCAUUCUUGAAUGAAGAUGAGGGUCAGAAUCUAAUUGCACAGUUCAUUUCUUUGAUGAAGGUGGACCAAGUUUCUGAAAUUUUAGAUGCCAGGAUUCUCAAGGAAGCAAGGAAAGAUGAUAUUCUUGCCAUUGCAAAUCUUGCAAUGAGAUGCUUGAGACUUAAUGGGAAGAAAAGGCCAGCUAUGAAAGAGGUUUCAGCAGAAUUAGAAGCAUUGAGAAGUGUUCAAAGCUCCUCCCAGAUCAACCAUGAUCAUGAGCACACCACUAGUGAUACAGUUCAUGAAUUCACAGAGGAAACCACGUCAUUUUCCUUACGACUAGAGUCCACAUCCUUCUAGGAAACCAGAUUGAUGUAAAGCGAUUCUUCUUUAACUAUGCUGUAAUGUUUCAUUUUCAUCUAUUAGCAUGUGUAUACCCUAAUA